This is a messenger RNA of Aspergillus chevalieri, 4995 nucleotides long. RefSeq lists its product as uncharacterized. Gene Ontology annotation, biological process: double-strand break repair via homologous recombination. Lineage: Eukaryota; Fungi; Ascomycota; Eurotiomycetes; Eurotiales; Aspergillaceae. The coding region runs from base 1 to 4995 and encodes 1664 amino acids. The transcript has a single exon. Gene Ontology annotation, cellular component: chromosome; cytoplasm. The record is from RefSeq and is a predicted model, not a curated record. Gene Ontology annotation, molecular function: biotin binding; nucleic acid binding; four-way junction helicase activity.
AUGCGCCGGGGGGCGAUCCACGGCCCAUUGGUGGCACAGUAUCUGGCCCGGGUGGCCCGGUUCAAGGAGAAACUGGCUGUGGCCAUCCAUAUGACGGCGGGGCAGCCGGCACGGGCCCCCGAGCUGCUCAGUGUGCAGUAUGUCAACACGCCGAACAACCAAUUCCGCAAUGUGUUCAUUGAGGAUGGGAUGGUGACACUGGUGACUGCAUACCACAAGGGCUUCCAUGCGAGCAACGACAGCAAGCUGAUCCACCGGUAUGUGCCACGGGCGGUCGGGGAGUUGGUGGUGUGGUAUAUGUGGCUGGCGAUGCCAUUCAUUGACCAGUUGACAGCGUGGCAGGCCGGCACUGCGCAUGGCACGGUGAAUGGCACAUCGAAUGGUAUGUCAAAUGGCACAUCGAACGGCACAUGGAAUGGUAUGUCGAAUGGCACAUCGAAUGGUAUGUCGAAUGGCACAUCGAACGGCACAUUGAAUGGCACACGAGCCGGCACGGUGAAUGGCACGGUGAAUGGUACAGUGAAUGGCAUGUCGAACGGCACAUCGAACGGCACAUUGAACAGCACAUUGAACAGCACAUGGAAUGGCACACAAGCCGGCACAUUGAAUGGCACACUGAAUGGCACGGCGAACGGCAUACUGAAUGGCACACUGAUUGGCACACAAGCCGGCACGGCGAAUGGCACACGAGCCAGCACGGUGAAUGGCACAUCAAACAGCACAUUGAACGGCACAUGGAAUGGCACACGAGCCGGCACGGUCAAUGGCACACUGAAUGGCAGGGCGAACGGCACACUGAAUGGCACAUCAAACGGCACAGCAAAUGGCAUAUCAAACGACACACUGAAUGGCACAUCGAACAGCACAUUGAAUGGCACACGAGCCGGCACGGUGAAUGGCACGGUGAAUGGUACAGUGAAUGGCAUGUCGAACGGCACAUCGAACGGCACAUUGAACAGCACAUUGAACAGCACAUGGAAUGGCACACAAGCCGGCACAUUGAAUGGCACACUGAAUGGCACGGCGAACGGCAUACUGAAUGGCACACUGAUUGGCACACAAGCCGGCACGGCGAAUGGCACACGAGCCAGCACGGUGAAUGGCACAUCAAACAGCACAUUGAACGGCACAUGGAAUGGCACACGAGCCGGCACGGUCAAUGGCACACUGAAUGGCAGGGCGAACGGCACACUGAAUGGCACAUCAAACGGCACAGCAAAUGGCAUAUCAAACGACACACUGAAUGGCACAUCGAACAGCACAUUGAACGGCACAUCGAACAGCAUGUUGAACGGCACAACAAACAGCAUACCGAUUGGCACAUUGAACGGCACAUCGAAUGGCACAUGGAAUGGCACACGAGCUGGCACAGUGAAUGGCACAUCGAACAGCACAUUGAACGGCACAUGGAAUGGCACACCAAAUGGUACGGUGAAUGGCAUGUUGAAUGGUAGACUGAACGGCACAUCAAACAGCACAUCGAACAGCACACCGAUUGGCACACCGAUUGGCACACAGGCCGGCACAUCAAACAGCACAUUGAAUGGCACAUUGAACAGCACAUUGAACGGCACAUGGAAUGGCACACAAGCCGGCACAUUGAAUGGCACACUGAAUGGCACGGCGAACGGCACACUGAAUGGCACAUUGAUUGGCACGUCGAACGGCACACCGGCAUGGCAGCCCCCCAGCCCAUAUUUAUGGGGCCCCGACCCGGGCAUGCAGCGGCCAUGGACCCCCGAGCGAUUCCGGGAGGUGUUGAAGCGGGAGACCCAGGCCCGGCUCGGCCAGGCAUUGAAUAUUCCGGCGUACCGGGACAUUGCCAUUGGCAUCAGCCGGCGGUUCCUGCGGGCAUCCAGCACAUUCACCAGUGACCGCCAGGAUGAAACGGAGCAGGCGGCGGCAUUGGAUGCUGACUGUGAGGACGGCAUGGAUGCGGACCAGUGGAUGGCGCAUAUGACGGAUUUACAGGCGGGCCAUUCAUCGCACGUGGCGGGGAUGGUAUAUGGGCGGCAGCUGAUGGAGCAGGCGGGCACAACAAGCCACCGGCGGGCAAUGUUCCGGCAGUCCAGUGUGGAUUGGCACCAGUUUCUGGGGUUCGGCUGCGGCACGGGGGUUCCAGGAGAUGUCCAUGCCGACAUUGAUGCCGGUGGGCUUCGGGCUGGCUUGGUGGAUGAAGGCAGCUGUCCAAGCCGCCGUCCCGGUCAGGAACAGGUUAGGGCUCGCUUGGUGGAUGAUCCCGGUCAGGAAUGGGUUAGGGCUUGCUUGGUGGAUGAUCCCGGUCAGGAAUGGGUUAGGGCUUGCUUGGUGAAUGAUCCCGGUCAGGAACGGGUUAGGGCUCGCUUGGUGAGUGAUCCCAGUCAGGAAGGGGUUAGGGCUCGCUUGGUGGAUGAAGGCAACCGUCCAAUUCACCAUCCCGGUCAGGAACGGGUUAGGGCUCGCUUGGUGGAUGAAGGUAGCUGUCCAAUUCACCAUCCCGGUCAGGAACGGGUUAGGGCUUGCUUGGUGAAUGAUCCCGGUCAGGAACGGGUUAGGGCUCGCCCCGUGCUUGGGAAACGCAAGCGGGCCCCAUGGCAGGUGGAGGCUGAGGAGCACCACAUGGAGCGGCGCCACCAGCUGCAGACCAUGGACAUGGCCGCUGCGCUGCAGCAGAUGACCGGUCAGGCCGGCAUGCAGUUCCAGGGCAUCCAGGCACCCGCCAUGGCGGCGAUCCAGCAGGGCAAGAGCCCCGUGGUGGCAGUCAUGCCCACCGGCGGUGGGAAAAGCAUGUUAUUCAUGUUGCCCGCGUGGGCCGUCCCCGGGGGCACCACCAUUGUGGUGGUGCCAUUGAUCUCGCUGCGGCAGGAUAUGCAGCAGCGGUGCCGGCGGCUAGGCAUCCCAUGUAUGGCAUGGGACCGGCAGCAGCCAUGUGAUGAAGCAGCCAUUGUGCUGGUCACACCGGAAUCGGCUGUCACCCCCGAUUUCCAUUCAUUCAUCAACCGGUUGGUGGUGAUGCAGCGGCUGGACCGGGUGGUGAUUGAUGAAUGCCAUGUCAUUAUGAACCAGCAGAAGAACUUCCGGUCCGCCAUGGCACAGCUUGGGAAGCUCGUUCGGGCCCGUACACAGAUGGUGUUUUUAACGGCCACAUUGCCCCCCGAGAUGGAACCGGAGUUCAGCCAGCGCAUUCACCACCCACAGGAUCAGAUCGAUAUAUAUCGGGCCCGCACGAGCCGCGGCAAUGUGGCAUAUGGGGUGUGGCGGCCACCGAUUCCACACACUGCACCACAUGGAUAUGGAUGGGAGCAGGAUGCCCGGAUUAUUCAGUUCCUGCAGGCGCAGCUCCAGUGGGCCCGGGCCCGGGGGGGGAAGAUGGUGAUAUAUGCCAACCGGGUCCACCAGGUGCAGGCGAUGGCGGCGGUAUUGGGAUGUGAGGCGUAUUUCAGUGGGCAGGUGGACCGGGGUGGGAUUUUGGGGCGGUUCAUGGGAGGGGAUUCCACAGUGCUUUGCGUGACCAGUGCAUUGGGCAUGGGGGUUGAUAUUCCGAAUAUCCGAGUGAUCAUUCAUCUUGGGACGCCCCGGACGUUAUUGGAUUAUGCACAGGAAAGUGGGCGAGCCGGGCGGGAUGGGCAGGCCAGCCAGGCGAUCAUUAUCCAGCCGGCGGGGUGGGCGGAGGAUGAGCGACAUCUGGGCACACCGGAGGUGGAGCUGGUGCAGCAAUACAUGGGGGUGGUGGCAGGUUGGGGAUGCCGGCGGGUGGUACUGGACGAUUAUCUGGAUGGGACGGUGAAUGGAUACCGGCGGCAGCAUUGCGGGGAUGACGGGGACGAGCAGGCAUGUGAUGGGUGUAAUGUGCAGUGGCGUGUAGGGCACGUGGGUGGUGAUGAGGCCGGGCAUGAGGCUGGGCAUGAGGCCGGGUGUGUGGGCUUGCACCAUGGCCCAGGGCAGGCGGUUCGGCCAGUGUUAGGGCUGGCAGAUGACCCAGACUGGCGGGCGCGCAGUGCCACGAGGCGUUCCAAUGGUCGGGGGCUCAGGCGCGGAAUGGAGUAUGAUUCCAGCAGAGCAGCGGGCUCAUGCAGCCCAAGCCGAAGCCGGAGCCAUAGCCCACGCCGGAGCCCGAGCCAUAGCCCGAGCCAUAGCCCAAGCCCGAGCCAUAGCCCGAGCCAUAGCCCAAGCCCAAGCCAUAGCCCGAGCCAUAUCCCAUGCCGGAGCCAUAGCCAUAGCCCAAGCCCAAGCCGGAGCCCAAGCCGGAGCCAUAGCCCGGGCCGGAGCCAUAGCCCAAACCGGAGCCACAGCCCGAGCCCGAGCCACAGCCCGAGCCCGAGCCACAGCCCGAGCCCAAGUCAGCACCGGCGCCACAGCCAUAGCCCAAGCCCAAGCCAUAGCCCGAGCCCGAGCCAUAGCCCGAACCAACGCCAGCACCAGCACCCGAGCCCGAGCCACCGCCAGCAGCAGCGCCAGUGGGCCGCGGCCGACAUUCAAUUCCGCCGGCAACAGUCCCAGGCAUGGCUGGAUGAGGAGUUUGGGGAGCAGGAGGCUCAGCAGUGGCGGGAUCGAUGUUAUAUCUGCGCCAUGGCCCAGGCGGAUGACCAGCACGAUUUAUAUUCAUGCCGGCAUGCACGCAGCCAGGCGGCCAAGCAGUGGAUGCUGCAGGUUCGCCGGCGGAUCCAGUACAGCCGAUUCAGCGGGUGUUUUUCCUGUGGGAUGCCGCAGACGAUAUGCGCCGGGUGGGAGCCGGGCGGCCGGUGUCAGUACCGGGGGGUUUUGAUCCCCAUGGUGGCGAUGAUGCUGCAUGGGCCAUGGGGGGUGGGCAUUCGGGGGGCAUGGCAGCGGCGACUGGUGGGAUUGCAGGUCGACGGCGCGGACAUUGGGGCGGUGAUUGGGUGGCUGGGGCAGCGCAGCCGGGCGGGCCAUAGCCAGUUGUUUGAGGAGUUUUGUUGGCUGCGGCGGGUGAGUCAGGAGGUUGAGUUGGGGUUGGAGUCGGGAGGCAGAGAGAUGGAGGAUUGGUCAGGACCAUAG